This is a messenger RNA of Amphibalanus amphitrite, 393 nucleotides long. RefSeq lists its product as uncharacterized. The coding region runs from base 1 to 393 and encodes 130 amino acids. The transcript has 2 exons. The record is from RefSeq and is a predicted model, not a curated record. Lineage: Eukaryota; Metazoa; Arthropoda; Thecostraca; Balanomorpha; Balanidae.
AUGGACAUCACGCCGGACCGAGGGACGGCGGACCUGGAGGCGGCCUGUAACAAGCACGAGUCUGUGUUUGACGGCACACCGGGGCGCAUCAGUGGAGUAAAGGCGCACCUGACACUGAAACCGGAUGCACGGCCGGUGUCACGGCCGGUGCGCUCGCCUCCAUAUGCACUGAAACCGGCCGUCGAGCAGGAGCUCGACCGCUGGGUGCAGGCCGGGAUCGCGGAAAAAGUCGGUCCAAACGACGCGCCCGGGCCCGGCUGGGGAACACCACUGGUGACGGUGCCACGGGCUGAUGGCGGUGUGCGUCUCUUCACCAAUGUAAUUUCAAGCUGGGUGUACGACCUGGAGCGGAACGCCUGUCCCUGCUGCACCAUCGGCCAGACUCUCGGCUGA